GGCUGGCAUCUAGUAAAGGAGGCAUUGGUUUUUAUUUUUUCACCAAGGAGUAUCUCGGAGGCCACGCAUAGAACUUCAUAGAGCUUUUGGACUGCGAGAUGUGCUUUCGGUCGUUCACAUUCACUGCGCAGCGAGUUCAGCCUGUAUGGCAGGCCGAGCUAUAAGGUAGAAAAGAUGACUGCUGCUGUGAUUGUCCCUGCUUGUUAGUACAUAGCGCCAGCUGGCAGAAAUGGCGUUCAAACAGUGGCGCAGAUUCAAUUUCUUCGACAAGGAGGUGGUGCGGGAUGGCGACAAGACGUUCGACAAGCUCCAGGAGCUGAGCGUGACAUGCAGCGCAAGCGGCCGAGGCCAGCUUGUGUUGGGGGAAGUUGGUGGUCAUGUGGUGUGCGUGAACCGUCAGCUCCAGCUGACCACCUUCCGUGCCUACGAACUGACAGUGGAACUAGUGCAGCAAAUGCGCAACCACGCGCUGCUCAUCACACUCGGUGCAGACGAGAGCGGCGUCAACCCAUUGGUCAAGGUGUGGAACCAGGACAAAGUUGACAAGCAUGGUGUGCCCCAUUGUUGUCGCAUUGUUCGAGCCGCAGCGGGUACUUCACCCUCACCGGCCAAGUCACUGGCUGUGGAUGAACGGUUGACGCUCAUGGCCGUUGGCCUGGAAGAUGGCCGCCUGCUGCUGUAUCGUGGGGAUGUCACGCGGCAGCAGAGCCGUCAGACUGUAGUGCCCCUGGAGUUCGGCUCAGUCAAUGCACUGGCCUUUGCCGGGGCCAGCCAGCUGUUUGUCGCCACCGGCACCAAGGUGCUGUCGCUGGUUCUCGGUGCGCAUGGGCAGCCUUCCAAGCAACUUGUUCUGGAUGCACAUGGCUGUGCCCCACAGUGUGCUGCCCUAAGCAGUGAGGGUGAAUUUGUCGUCGCUCGUGAAGACGCUGUCUACUUCUACCAUCCAGAGGGCCGUGGUUCCUGCUUUGUCUUUGAAGAUGAAAAGUUGUUGCUACGUUGGUUUCGUACAUACUUAGUCCUGGUGGCCAGGGAUGCCAAGACAGCCAGAAGUACUGGUGGUCCAGACAAAACAAUAGUUACCAUCUAUGACAUACAGAACAAAUUUGUAGCCUACUCGGCAGCCAUUCCUGGUGUGGUAGACGUGAUGGCUGAGUGGGGCUCCCUCUAUGUGCUGGUACAAGAAGGCAAGCUGUUCUGUCUCCGUGAGAGGGACACCCAGAGCAAGCUGGAGCUGCUCUUUCGCAAAAACCAGUACUCAUUGGCCAUCAGCUUAGCACGGAGCCAGAAAUAUGACCAAGAUGGUUUGGCAGACAUCUUUCGGCAGUACGGGGACCAUUUAUACAGCAAGGGUGACUAUGAAGGGGCUGUGCAGCAAUAUAUACGCACCGUGGGCAAGCUGGAAGCCUCGUAUGUCAUUCGCAAGUUCCUGGAUGCUCAGCGCAUUGGUAACUUGACUGAGUACCUGCAAGAGCUGCACCGGCGAGGUUUUGCCAAUGAGGAUCACACCACACUCCUUCUCAACUGCUACACCAAACUUGAAGAGGAUGACAAGCUCACCAACUUCAUCAUGACGGAGGACGUGGCCUUUGACGUGGAGAUAGCUGUGCGGGUCUGCCGCCAGGCUGGCUAUUUUGCCCAAGCACGGCACCUGGCCAAGAAGCACGGUUGCCAUGACCUGUAUGUGCACAUUCAGCUGGAUGACUGCAAAGACUAUGCAGAUGCAUUGCAGUACAUCAGCCAGCUGGACCAUGCACAAGCAGAGGGCUACAUGCAGAAAUAUGGCAAGGCGUUACUGGAUGCGAUCCCGGCUGAGACGACCCAGCUGCUUAUGCAACUCUGCACUGGUCGCAGUGGAACCUGGCCGUGUCGGUCACAGCCGGAAGAUUUCAUACACAUCUUUGUGAACAAUUCAGAAGAGCUGCUGCGGUUCCUGCAGCAUAUGGUAGAGGUGCAGCCAGAUUCAUCCAGCCUGGUCUACAACACUCUGCUAGAAUUGCAUCUGCAAGCCUACAAACAUGAGGCGAACCCAGAGGCACGGCAGGCUCGGGAACAGCACAUCAUGGAGAUGCUGCGAAACAUGCAGUCGCGAUAUGACCUGGACCAGGCCCUGGUGCUGUGCCAGAUGAAUGGUUUCAAGCCAGGUAUCCUGCAUCUCUACGAGAAGGCCAAGUUGUACCACCAGAUCCUCGCCUACCAUAUUGACCAACGCGACUACGAUGGCGUGAUCAAGUUGUGUGAGAAGUUUGGUAUCUAUGAUCCCAACCUCUGGAUUCAAGCACUUGGCUUCUUUGCACGAGCUGAGGGUGCCAGCCAGCAUCUGUCCACUGUACUGCAGCAGGUGGAAAAGGGGCGCCUACUGCCACCCGUAUUGGUAGUGGAAAUGACUCGGCCUGCACCCCUAUCAACACUGCGGGACUACCUGGUACGGCACCUACAGGCUGAGAGCCGGCAGCUAGAUGAGCACCAGCGGCUCAUUGCUCAGUACCGCCAGGAAACUGAACGUGUUCGGCAGGAGAUGCAUGACUUGCGUAAUGGCCCACGAAUCUUCCAGGAUGCAAAAUGUUCAGGCUGCAACCACCAGUUGGAAUUACCCUCUGUGCACUUCCUCUGUGGCCACUCCUAUCACCAACAGUGCUUUGAGAACUAUGCUGAAAAUGACACAGACUGUCCUGAAUGCCUGCCACAGCACAGCAAGGUGUUGGACAUCCUGCGGUCUCAAGAGCAGGCACGAAACCUGCAUGAGGACUUCCAUCAUCAGGGAAGAAGCCCCGACUGGGGACGAUUGCCGUGCGCGGGGAGUCGUGCUGCGACAGGGACGAGCGCCGGUUACGAGGCAAGCUGCAAGCUGGAGCGCUCGGAGGAUGGCUUCUCUGUGGUGGCUGACUACCUAGGCCGGGGCCUGUUUCAACGACUCACGCUGCUGGCACCAGCCACAGCAGCAGCAGCAGGCCCACCAGCAGUAGAACUGAGGGCAGCCAGGUCUUGAUCACAGCCCAUGUGCUGCAUGGAAAGUAUGCUGCGUGGCUAGCCAUUAGAACAAUGCUGGUGGCAUUUGCGAGGCCCCGAGGCAACCCAUCAAGUACUCACCUGACAUAUUUGGAGUGCAACGGCAUCAUGAGUGCCAAUUUGAUCAUGUUCCACCUUGUGCUGCCAUCAUACU
Dermacentor albipictus is the source of this 3160-nucleotide messenger RNA. RefSeq names its product vacuolar protein sorting 11 (gene Vps11). Gene Ontology annotation, biological process: organelle fusion; vesicle-mediated transport; endosome organization. The record is from RefSeq and is a predicted model, not a curated record. Gene Ontology annotation, molecular function: protein-macromolecule adaptor activity; protein binding. NCBI's taxonomy places the organism in Eukaryota, Metazoa, Arthropoda, Arachnida, Ixodida, Ixodidae. Gene Ontology annotation, cellular component: endosome; HOPS complex.